GCGCUGUGAAGCUAACUGCUGCCCGCACUGACCCGGAUAAUAAACACUAUUUUAGCCGGAAAGCUAACGGAAUAUUCUAACAUACAUUUAUUUUUUAUUUACAGUUGUAUUUAGACCCUUCGGUUUAAUCGUAUCUGUUGGUCUCCUUCGUUAUAAACUGCUGCUAUGAUAAAAAAAUCUUUUAAUCGUUCGCUUUAGCUCAUUUAACAGUUAGCCGGGUUAGCCAUGCUACUGCUAGCUGUGCUCUAGUAACUGACACUCGUGUCUUUACGACUAAAAUAUAAAAAUAACCAAACACUGUGUCUGGUUUACAUUUGUCUAGAUACUAGAACCGUGUGGCAGGAUGAUCUCUCAGGUCUUCAUCUUGUCCUCCAAGGGCGACCACCUCAUCUAUAAAGACUUCCGAGGAGAAGCAGGAAGUGACGUCGUCAGUGUCUUCUAUGAGAAGGUCACAUCGUUGACUGGAGACCAGCCUCCGGUCGUCAUGAGUCACAAAGAUCUUCACUUUGUCCACGUCCGUCAGGGAGGACUCUACUGGGUCGCCACGACAACGGCCGAUGCCUCACCCUUCACCAUCACCGAGUUCCUCAACAGGCUCAGCGGUCUGGUGAAGGAUUACUGUGGGACUCUGUCGGAGAAGUCGGUGCAGAUGAACUUUGCUUUAAUCUACGAGCUGCUGGACGAGGUCGUGGACUACGGCUACAUCCAGACCACAUCCUCUGAGGUCCUGAAGAACUUCAUCCAGACCGAGGCCGUGUCCUCCAGACCCUUCAGCCUCUUUGACCUCAGCAAUGUGGGCCUGUUUGGAGCUGAGACCCAACAGAGCAAAGUGGCUCCGAGCUCUGCAGCUACCAGACCCAUCCAGACCAGCAGAGACCAGGGAGGGAAGAGUGAGAUAUUUGUGGACGUGAUUGAGAGGAUGUCGGUGGUGAUCGGCUCCAACGGCGUCCUGAUGAAGGCAGACGUGGAGGGAGAGAUCAGAGUCAAGUGCUACAUGCCGAGCUGCUCUGAGAUGAGGAUCGGUCUCAACGAGGAGUUCAGCAUCGGAAAGUCUCAGCUCAGAGGUUAUGGAGCAGCGGUCCGUGUUGACGAGUGCAGUUUCCAUCAGACGAUCAGACUGGACGAGUUUGACAGUCACCGCAUCAUCAGAGUCUGCCCCCCCCAGGGAGAGCUGACAGUGAUGCAAUACCAGCUGAGGGACGACCUCCCCUCUCCCCCCCCCUUCAGCCUCUACCCCACAGUGGAGAGAGACAGCGGAGGAAGGUUACUCAUGUACAUGAAGCUCCGCUGUGACCUUCCUCCUCAGAGUGCUGCCAUCAACGUCUGUGCCUCCAUCCCUGUUCCUAAAGGCUCAGUGAGUUUGUCCCAGGAGCUCAGCAGCCCGGACCAGAGCGCUGAGCUGAGGCCUCAGAGUCGAGCCGUGGUCUGGAACAUCCCUCGCUUCUCUGGAGGAACCCAGCUCUCACUUCUCUUCAAGCUGGACGUCCCCGGCCUUAGCUCCGCCUCCUUGCUGGAGGUGGGCCCGGUCGGCCUGAGCUUCGAGCUGCCUAAGUUCACGGCCACCGGGCUUCAGAUCCGCUUCCUGCGCCUGACGCCGGUGCAGCCGGGUCCGUCUCAGCGCUGGGUCCGAUACGUCACCCACUCCGACUCCUACACCAUCCGGAUCUGAGCCGGCCUGAAGCCCGGUUAAUGAUCUCUGACUGACCUCCAUGUCUAAAGAUUCCUCAGAACAAACCCUGUAUCAGCAGCUCGGAGAGGAAGCUCUGAAAGCAGAAACCCUCAGCGAACACAUUCCUGUUUGUGCUGAUGCAGUCGGAUUCUCUCUGCUCACUUCUCCCUGCGUCUGCAUCAGCCUCUGACCUUUGACCUCUCACCGUCCACUUUAACCGGACUGUUUCCUCUGAGCGUCCUCUCAGGACGAGCGCUGCACAAAUAAUAUCCUGGAACAGAGCGAAGGGGUCGGACGACAUGUGACGGACGUUUGUUCACGGCUUUAAAGCAGCAGCAGCUCAGAGUCGACGGCCUCCAGCGUCAUUAUGAGACGCAAGGAACAAAUCAAACUCAUGAAAUAUAUAAUACACCCGUAGAAAAACAACAUGUACAGAGGAAAUGUAAAUAAAGUGCAGCUCAGUGCGAGUUCCAGUCUGUGAAA
Messenger RNA from Mugil cephalus (flathead mullet), 2152 nucleotides. RefSeq names its product adaptor related protein complex 4 subunit mu 1 (gene ap4m1). Gene Ontology annotation, cellular component: cytoplasmic vesicle; clathrin adaptor complex; trans-Golgi network. The coding region runs from base 344 to 1669 and encodes 441 amino acids. The record is from RefSeq and is a predicted model, not a curated record. The transcript has 16 exons. Lineage: Eukaryota; Metazoa; Chordata; Actinopteri; Mugiliformes; Mugilidae. Gene Ontology annotation, biological process: protein targeting; Golgi to lysosome transport.